Messenger RNA from Prorocentrum cordatum, 1210 nucleotides. Lineage: Eukaryota; Dinophyceae; Prorocentrales; Prorocentraceae. The record is from the annotation of a GenBank genome assembly.
GGCGCAGCGGCUUUGCCACCAGAGCCGGACGACGCAGCGUCAGAGGCGGCAUCGGGCUCCGAGGAGCGCGGCGACGAGAUUGGUUCCGAGCUCGGCGUCAAACAGGAUGAGCUUGAGAGUGCCAAGCGUGAGCUUGAGGAGGAAGAGGCUCCACCGCAGGGCGCGGUAGCCAAGGUUGAGAAUGAGGAGCGCUCGCCCGAGGCGGCAGCGCCGCAGGAUCAGGCGAAGGGCCAGUCGACUUACCAGUGCGACGCGUGCAACACGAACGGGGUGCGCCUUUCUCGGAGGUUCGGACAGUGGCCGCCAAAGUGUUUCGCCAAAAUGAAGAGUGAGUUCAAGCAGCAGUUCUACAAGGAUCUGGCAGAAGAUCCUGGGCUGUCGAACCUCGAUCGCAUUGAAGCCUUCGUGGUCAGCUCAAUCACUGUCCAACGGAUGGAGGAGGAGCGCGUCCGCAAGGGUGGCAAGUACCUUCCGCUGAGGAAGUGGGCGCACGACGGCUUCGACGCGAAAAAGAUUGAAGAUAAUGUGCAGGAUAAGAGGUGGAACCCUGAUCUCGGGGAGUGGACGUACAGGCCGCAAUUGGAGGCGGCCUGGAGCGAGACAGUGGAGGCCGCAGUGCGCAACGAGCUGUACACCGAUAAGAGGACGCAGGCGAAGCAGAGCGGCCCGCGGGCAGCGGCCUCGACGGGCGUCGCAGAGCACGGCGGCGACAAGGGCGACAGAAGCGACGAGAGCGACAUGUCCAGAUCCAGGAGCCGCUCGCGCGGCGACCGCGACAGGAGCAAGAGCCGCCGCAAGGGCAGGAGCAAGAGCCGCGGCAAGAGCAAGGACAGGAGCAAGAGCAGGGAUAAGGACGCUGAGAAGGAGCGGAGGCGACAGGAAGCGAGGGAGAAGGCCGAGCAGGCCAAGAAGGAGACGCAGGAGAAAAACCUGGCGCUGAAGUGGAUCGGCACCGCAACGAGGCUCGAGACAGAGCUGGACGGGUACCUCGAGCAUGAGAAGGCGGACAAGGUGCCGUCAUGGGCUGUGAAGAACGCGAAGGCGGCGAGGAAGUCUGUGGCAGUCAUGAAGGCGGUGGCGCAGAAGCGCGUGCACAGCGGCGUGGCGUUGACGAUCACGCAGGACGAGGCCAUCAGCAUCCAGAAGGAUGCGAGCUCGGCGGCGAGGGCCAUCGCGGGGAUGCUCAAGGAGGCGCAGAAGCACAGCACCU